Messenger RNA from Cucumis melo (muskmelon), 1945 nucleotides. RefSeq names its product laccase-3. Lineage: Eukaryota; Viridiplantae; Streptophyta; Magnoliopsida; Cucurbitales; Cucurbitaceae. Gene Ontology annotation, biological process: lignin catabolic process. Gene Ontology annotation, cellular component: apoplast. The record is from RefSeq and is a predicted model, not a curated record. The transcript has 6 exons. Bases 35 to 1759 code for a protein of 574 amino acids. Gene Ontology annotation, molecular function: hydroquinone:oxygen oxidoreductase activity; copper ion binding.
CACAACACCACACCACAAAAGAAACAGAGACACAAUGGAGGAGUUUGUUAACCUCAAGUCCUCAAUUUGCUCUUUCUUCUUACUUAUUUCUCUUUUGGGCUUCCUCCCUUUGCUCUCUGCUUUUCCUCUUCCAAAAACUCACUACCAUCAGUUCAUUGUGCAACCAAAACCAGUGAAGAGGCUGUGCAAAGUCCACAACAUCAUAACAGUGAACGGACAGUUCCCGGGACCGACUCUAGCAGUAAGAGAUGGAGAUUCCCUUGUGAUCAAAGUUGUUAACGCUGCCCGUUACAAUGUUUCUCUCCAUUGGCAUGGGAUAAGGCAGCUGAGGAAUCCAUGGGCUGAUGGGCCAGAGUUUAUAACCCAAUGCUCCAUAAAGCCAGGGGGCAGCUACACCUACAGAUUCACCAUUGAGGGCCAAGAGGGGACUCUAUGGUGGCAUGCUCACAGCCGAUGGCUUCGAGCCACUGUCUAUGGUGCUCUCAUUAUCUAUCCCAAGCUCGCUUCUCCACACCCUUUCGUAAUGCCCAAGAAAGAAUUUCCUCUUCUUCUUGGGGAAUGGUUUGACAGAGAUCCAAUUAGUGUGUUGAGGCAAGCACUUUUUACGGGAGCAGCACCUAAUGUCUCUGAUGCUUACACCAUCAAUGGGCAGCCUGGUGAUUUCUAUAUUUGCUCCAAGAAAGAGACGAUGAGAUUGGCAGUGAAUUCCGGUGAGACGAUUCUUCUAAGAAUUAUAAACUCUGCAUUGAAUCAAGAGCUGUUCUUUUCGAUCGCAAACCACCAGAUGACAGUGGUGGCAGUGGACGCAGCUUACACCAAACCAUUUGCUACAAAUGUUAUAAUGAUUGGACCCGGUCAAACCACUGACGUCCUUGUAACAGCCAACCAACCACCAGCUUAUUACUACAUGGCCGCCACAGCCUACAACACCGCCCAAAACGCCCCCUUCGACAACACCACCACCACCGCCAUCCUCCAAUACAACAAUCUCCCACCACAACAAAAUCCACGACCCAUUCUAGCCCAACUCCCAAAUUUCAACGACACCCCAACCGCCACCCGAUUCACCGAUCAACUUCGAAGCCCCCAUCGAGUGAGCGUCCCGUUGCACAUCGAUGAGAACUUAUUCUUCACAGUUGGAUUAGGCCUCAACAACUGCACCAACCCGAACAGCCCUCGCUGCCAAGGCCCCAACGGCACUCGCUUCACUGCCAGCAUCAACAAUGUUUCCUUCGUUUUCCCAAAGUCCAAUUCCAUAAUGCAAGCCUAUUACCAAGGUGUUCCCGGCGUUUUCACCGCCGACUUUCCGCCGUUUCCACCUCUGCAAUUCGAUUACACUGGGAAUGUGAGCAGAGGGUUGUGGCAGCCACGCCGAGGGACAAAGGCUUAUAAGCUUAAAUAUGGAUCGAGUGUGCAAAUUGUGUUGCAAGAUACUAGCAUUGUAACUCCUGAAAACCACCCAAUGCAUCUCCAUGGCUACCAUUUCUACGUGGUUGGUUCCGGUUUUGGUAAUUUCAACCCGAGGACAGACCCAGCGAGGUUUAAUCUUAUCGACCCCCCGGUGAGAAACACCAUUGGAACGCCCACCGGUGGUUGGGUUGCAAUUCGUUUCAUUGCUGAUAACCCAGGAGCUUGGUUGAUGCAUUGCCAUAUAGACUCACACCUUGCUUGGGGAUUGGCCAUGGUUUUUCUAGUUGAGAAUGGAGAAGGAGAGAUGCAAUCUGUUAUUCCACCACCCCCGGAUCUCCCUCCUUGUUAAUCCAAUAAUCCAUCCAUUCUGAAAGGGAUUUUAAUUCCUUCUAGCUUGCAUCCAUUUUUUUUCUUAGCUAUUGUGAUUUUUACUUUUCCAUUUUCAUUGUCAAACACACAACAACAAAAAAAAAAGUAACAUAUCAAUUAUGUCGUGAUCCUUAAUUAUGUGAGUGAAAAUGAAGCCUUCUUUAUU